UGGUUCAAGAAUAAUUUAUGCUAUUUUAUAUUUAUCAGUUUCAUCUUUAUCCUUGCAUUGUUGUACUGGUCAAGGUUGAUAUGGGUUCAAAAAGUAAUUAGUAAUAAGUAAUGCAAUUCUUCAGAGAAUAAUCUAAUUACACUGCUAAAGAUGUAAAUAGUAGCGAGUCAUUUAUUGCUUUCUAGAGUAACUUACCCAAUACUGACUAAUGUUAUUAGUUUUUAAUUUCAUUUACUUCCUUUUUUAUUCUUUCUUUCUUCCUUCCUUCCUUUCUUUCAUUCUUCUUUCAUUCUUCUUUCCUUCCUUCCGUCCGUCUUUCUGUCUUUCUUUCUUUCUUUCUUUCUUUUUUGAUUUUUUCCAAUCCUGAACUGUCUUGUCCUAUAACAUAUAAAUGUAGUUUACUUUUUUUUUUUCUCUCUCUUCUAAAUUUGCUUGGAGGUUUGGCAUUUUCCUUUGUGUGUAUAAAGAUUUGUUUAAUAUUUGCAAUUCAUUUAGUCGAAUACUUUCAUUGGUCUGAGCCCUCCUGUUGUAUAUCGAGAGGUGUGGUAAGACGUAUAAUAGAGUGAAGGUGAUCUUCAGCUGAGCGUGCAGGGAGGCUGCAUUGGGAGAUCAACUAUGGAUGUGGAGACUAUGAUCACAGCACUCCUUUUUUUGAGUCUCUUCGGAUUGAACUCCAGUUAUAGAACACACAUUUUUGUUGAUCAAAAAAAGAAUUGGAAAGAUGCACAGGAGUACUGCAGAAAACACUACGGUGACCUGUCUACUAUCACCAGUCAAGACAUACAAACCUUCUGUCAAAACUCAGAAAUCACUGAUGAUUUUUUCUAUUGCGGGCUUCAGAGAGAUAUUAACAACUCAGGGUGGAUGUGGUCUGAUGGCGCACCUGCAACAAUUGACGAAUGGGAUAACAAUCAAGGAUCUCAGCUGGGUGAAGACUGUGCGGCAAUAAGAAAAUACACUAAAAAACUGCAUGAUUAUGAUUGCAGUGGACAAUUAGAAUUUUAUUGUAUGAUGGACUUAGACCUGAUCCAGGAGAACAAGACCUGGGAUGAGGCUCUGGACUACUGCACAGAACGCAACACUAGCCUGGCUAGUAUAAACUCCAGUAGAAUUAUGGCUCUAGCGGUGACAAUGGCUAAAACAGCCCAGAUGGUUAACAUCUGGACUGGCUUACGCUUUCUGGUGGACCGUUGGUUCUGGGUGAAUGGAGGUGAUCUUGAAUACAAGGCCUGGUCUGACGAGAGAGAGGUGCAGUGUCCUGCCAUGAAUCAGCGCUGUGGAGCUCUGGAUAGAGACAGGAAGGUUUGGACCCCCAACAACUGUCAGGAGAGACUCAAUUUUUUGUGUUCCAAAAGACGCAGAUAAAUACAUUGUGUUAUUGGUCAUGUUAGAUGUGAACUGCAUGAAUAAGCAACUGGCAAAAUAUUGCAAGAAUAAACUUUACUUAGAAUUUAAAAAAAAAAAACACACACACACAUAUAAUGUUGUAAGAUCUUUUCAAUGUAUUUGAAUAGAGUAGUUGCGGUUUCCUCUUAUAUAAACACACUACACACACACAGAGAAACAUAAAAAUCAUAUACAUCACAAGUCUGUUAUUAUAUUACAGCAGAUGUUUAGUUUAUUUUGUUACUGAUUAAGGCACUUAAGAGCAUGAUAUGAGCUUGUAUUGUAUGCAGCCUGUUAUUCUACACCCUCUACAGGCAAUUAGGAGAAUGCAGCUUUUCUUUCGUCCUAUGGUUGCACUAUAAAAUGUCAAAGUGCAUUAAUUUCUAUGAAUGUAUCCUAAUCCAUGUAUUGUUAGAUAUUAUUCACUAUAUAUAAGAUUUAAUUAUUCAUGUAAGAUUAAUUUAUUGUUAACCAUGUUAUGCACUGCAAUAAUAAAACAUACUAAUCAUAUAAUAAAAACAUUUUUGUUAGGCUGGCACCGUCUAUACAUUAUCAUAUGCGUCUCUAUGUGAAUAAUCCUGAACAACAUGCUACUGUUGCUUUGUGCCUCAUCGAUAUGUAAACAAUACAUCUAUUUAUUUACUAAUGUUGCAUAAGAAUGAAUUAUUAAAGAAUAUUAUGAAAAUAUUUGUAUAUCAGUACGUUUCCACUGACUGUGAUUUUACGCCAUUUCAUUUCCUCAUUUUAAGUACAUUCUUUUUCAGUAAAUGGAACUCAAGAAAAGCAAAAUAUCUCCUGCAUGUGUGAUGUACAAAAUGUUUAACACUAAGCUAUUCGAGAAUGUGUCAUAUAAAGUAAGUUUAAAGC
This is a messenger RNA of Onychostoma macrolepis, 2253 nucleotides long. Its product is annotated as secretory phospholipase A2 receptor-like. The transcript has a single exon. The record is from RefSeq and is a predicted model, not a curated record. Lineage: Eukaryota; Metazoa; Chordata; Actinopteri; Cypriniformes; Cyprinidae. The coding region runs from base 616 to 1365 and encodes 249 amino acids.